GAUGCUUGCAGUUGCUGAGACUAGAUUUGCUUCAACUAUUGUCAUGAUUAAAAGGUUAAGAGCCAUUAAACAUGCUCUCCAAUCUAUGGUCAUUAGUGAAGAAUGGUCUCUUUAUAAAGAAGGUGAUGUCUUAAGAGCUGCUUAUUUGAAAGAGACAAUUUUGAAAGACAUUUGGUGGGAUACAGUUGAUUAUGUGCUAAGCUUUACCAAGCCCAUAUAUGACAUGCUCCAUGCUUGUGAUACUGAUGAACCAACUCUUCAUUUGGUUCAUGAGAGAUGGGAUUCUAUGAUUGAGCAUGUGAAAUUGGCAAUAUAUCAACAUGAGAGCAAGGAGUUGAAUCAACACUCAUCCUUUUACGAAGUGGUGUAUAACAUUCUAAUUGAUCGACAGACUAAAAGUUACGCACCACUUCAUUGUUUGGCUCAUUCACUUAAUCCUAGGUAUUAUUGUAGGGAAUGGCUCGAGGAAGCUCCAAAUAGAGUACCCCCUCAUGACGACAAUGAGAUGUGCACCGGGAGAAACAAGUGUCUAACAAUCUACUUUCCAGAUGCAAAGGAAAGAUUAGAAGCAACCACAGAGUUUGCUAAAUUCUCAAGUCCUGGAAAAGAACUUGACCAAUUUGAUUGCUUACCACAUAGAUGGAACUUGGAGCCAAGGGGAUGGUGGGUCAUACAUGGGGCUGCAAUCCCUAAACUCCAAAACAUUGCCUUGAAGCUCUUGUCACAACCAUCCUCUUCUUGUUGUUGUGAAAGAAAUUGAAGUACAUAUUCCUUCAUCAAUUCCCUAAAAAGGAAUAGACUCAACUCUAAGAGAGAUGAAGACCUAAUUUUCAUACAUACAAAUCUUCGUCUCCUCUCAAGAAAGACUAAGAGUUAUAAGGAAGGUGAGAGCAAAAUGUGGGAUAUUGGUGGAGAUGAAUGGGAUUCACUUGAAGGGGCUGGUAUUCUUGAAGUUGCUUCCCUUUCCC
Messenger RNA from Lotus japonicus, 968 nucleotides. RefSeq lists its product as uncharacterized. The transcript has 2 exons. The coding region runs from base 2 to 760 and encodes 252 amino acids. The record is from RefSeq and is a predicted model, not a curated record. Lineage: Eukaryota; Viridiplantae; Streptophyta; Magnoliopsida; Fabales; Fabaceae. Gene Ontology annotation, molecular function: protein dimerization activity.